This is a messenger RNA of Malurus melanocephalus (red-backed fairy wren), 5593 nucleotides long. It is a transcript of the gene STON2, whose product is annotated as stonin 2. Gene Ontology annotation, cellular component: synaptic vesicle; AP-2 adaptor complex. The transcript has 7 exons. The coding region runs from base 385 to 3048 and encodes 887 amino acids. Gene Ontology annotation, biological process: clathrin-dependent endocytosis; regulation of endocytosis; synaptic vesicle endocytosis. The record is from RefSeq and is a predicted model, not a curated record. NCBI's taxonomy places the organism in Eukaryota, Metazoa, Chordata, Aves, Passeriformes, Maluridae. Gene Ontology annotation, molecular function: clathrin-cargo adaptor activity.
AAUUCAGUCUUUGCACAAGUAUUUUUUCUAGAGUUGUUUUUCAUUCUCUUGAAACAGGAGUAGCCAUGCUAGAGGAAUAGAACUAUCAAGUCUAAUGGGCCUAUAUUUAGGCUGUCUAAAAUAGAGAGUGACAACAAACAUAAUACUUGUGGGUUGCCCUGAAGGGCUGCAAUGUCUUGGCAUCACAUUAAGUUGCAUUUGACUCUCCAGACAYUGGAAAUGAGGAAAGACCGGUUGGAUCAUCAAAAGAAUUUUCAGCUAGGCACUUGAAAAUAAAGUGCAAAGGAGGUGUUUCCUUCUAUUAGCUCAUCGGCACUGUGCCUCUCCCAUUCUGCUUUCUCCUCCUUAUAAUYGCCAAGUGAAGAUGAGUGGCCUGCUGCGAAUAUGACAUCUCUGACAAGUGUCAUUGCCUCCCACCAGUCUGAGUGGGUGUCCUUCACUGAUGAGCUGCUCCUSCCUGUUAACCCACGAGGUAGUGCUGAGGAUCCUCCAGUGAAAUGUCUUAACUCCUCAGACACCUCCUCAGAAGAGAACCACAAUGCAGAUGGAGACUUUCAGGACCUUUUCUUCACAGAGCUGCAAGAGGCAGCUGUCCAACCYAAGGUGGAUUCUGCUGUGCUUGGUAACCAUGUGUGUCCCAGCACUGAUCUGUCAUCAUCCAUCAGUGCUUGGGUUCAAUUUGAAGAUGCACCAUGGACCAGUACUUCAUCAGCACACUCACAAACAGUGUCUGCAUCAAAAGCACCCAGCUGGACUUCCCCCUCUUCCAACUCUUCUGAGAGGCAAGCCCGUGCCUCAGAGAGCAGCUGGACAACCAACUCAGAGGACACCAGCAGCCCAAGCAUUGCUCCUUCCUACACAGAUCUGCAGUCACUUAAUACUGAGGACCUGACCAGUGGYAGAACAUCUGCAGCAGAUUCAGCUGACAAUUCCUCGUCUCUCCAGGAAGAUGAAGAGAUAGAUAUGGAGGCUGUCAACUGGCAGCUGAACAACACCUCCAUGAACGGCCAUUCAUCUACCCCAACUACAGUUCGCUUUCCCAGCUGGGUGACUUUUGAUGACAAUGAAGUCAGUUUUUCACCACAGAGCCUUUCUCCCUUGAAAACAGAUACCCCACCUCCAGAAACACAGGCUCCAGAUGUUAACUUCAAUCUCACUACAUCCUUGAAGAAAAGAGAACGUCCUAAAAGCACAUUGGGAGACCUCUCCAAAAUUCAAAAACUAGAUCUCUCCUCCUUAACCAAGUUGCCUUCUGUUGAAACACCACCAUGGAGUGCUACUAAUCCCUUUCUGGAUGAAUCUCUUCGAGAUGUCCAGCCCUCGCCCAUCAAUCCAUUCAGCUCAUUCUUUGAGGAGCGAGAGAGGCGUUCCAAAAGCUCUUCUGUCUCCAGUGCUCCAGGCAAAAGCCAAAGAGACUCUCUCAUUGUUCUCCAUCAAGAGCCUGAUACCAUCAGUUUYCAUGAGGCAAACAAAACUGUAACCCACACAGAUGCUGUAGAGCAGCUCAAACAGCUCCAGAUUGGAGACCCAGAUCGUGUGAGCAGUCCUACCUUACCUGAUGAUGACCCCAUGAUGCCAUAUGAUCUGGAUGCAGCUUUAUUUAAUCUGACACCAGCUCAGCCAAAGGAUGGGUGGCCAAUGAUGCUCAGGAUCCCAGAGAAGAAGAACAUUAUGUCAUCCAGGCACUGGGGACCAAUAUAUGUCAAGCUGACCAACAGUGGAUGUAUACAGCUUUUUUAUGAGAAAGGACUAGAGAAGCCUUUCCGGGAGCUCAAACUUGAAAUCAAUCAUGAGAUUUCAGAGCGCAAACUCCAGAACUACGAUGAGAACGGAAGGAUACACAGUGUGCGGUUGGAUCGCACGACAUACAAGGAAAAAAAGAAGUAUCAGCCUAAGCCAGCCAUUGCACACACAGCAGAGAGAGAGCAAAUUAUCAAGCUYGGGACUACAGAUUAUGAAGACUUCCUUAGCUUCAUCACUGCUGUGCAAGACACACUGAUGAACUUGCCAGCUUCAUCAACAGAUCUGAGCACAGUGGGACUGAAUUAUCAAGAAGAAGAAAUCACUGUGGAUGUCAGGGAUGAGUUUCAUGGCAUCUUGGCCAAGGGAGAUAGUGUGAUUCUCCAGCACAGUGUGCUGACCCAUAUCUAUGUUCUUAGCUUCCUUUCUGGCCUGGCAGAAUGUAGGCUGGGCCUUAAUGAUAUCCUGAUCAAAGGGAAUGAAAUAGUUGCAAGGCAGGAUAUUAUGCCCACUACGACCACUAAGUGGAUUAAAUUAUACAGCUGCCGGUUCCAUUCAUGUGUGGAUGAGGAUGUGUUUAAUAAUUCCCGUAUUAUCCUGUUCAAUCCCUUGGAUGCCUGCCGGUUUGAACUGAUGAGAUUCAGGACUGUCUUUGCUGAGAAAACUUUGCCUUUUACUCUGAGGACAGCUGCCAGCAUCAAUGGUGCUGAGGUGGAGGUGCAGAGCUGGCUGAUGAUGUCCACAGGGUUCUCUUCCAAUCAUGACCCUUUAACUCAGGUCCCUUGUGAAAACGUGAUGAUCCGCUACCCCGUGCCAAAUGAGUGGGUGAAGAACUUCCGCAGGGAAAGCGUCCUGGGGGAGAAAUCCUUGAAAGCCAAGGUGAACAAGGGAGCCACUUUUGGAUCAACCAGUCUGUCUGGUUCUGAGCCAGUAAUGAGAGUAACUCUGGGAACUGCCAAAUAUGAACAUGCCUUUAAUUCCAUUGUAUGGAGGAUAAACCGACUGCCUGACAAAAACUCAGCUUCUGGCCAUCCUCACUGCUUCUUCUGUCACCUAGAGCUUGGCUCUGACCGGGAAGUGCCUUCCAGCUUUGUCCGCUAUGUCGAUGUGGAAUUUGACAUGCCYACCACUUCUGCCUCCAAAGCCACUGUUCGGUCCAUCUCUGUGGAGGACAAGACCGAUGUGAGAAAGUGGGUCAACUACUCAGCACACUACAGUUACAAGGUCGAAAUAGAACAGAAAAAAAGCUUGAAUGAGGAUCUGAAGGGAGAAAGUACGGCAAAUGUCAAUGAAUGUGCUACACAGUAAAGGAAGAUUAGUCUGCAAGUCCCAAGAGGGGAGGUCAAAUUAACAGACGUGGAAGAAAGGACUUGCAGGGAAUGGGUUUUCUUUUGUUUUGUUGGUUUGUUUUUUUUUUAAUUAUGGACUACUACUUCUAAAAUAAUGCUCUGAAGAGUGUUAUUUUUUUCCUUGUAAUGAUCCGUACUUUGAGAACUAGAUCAGUGGUUUGUUAGGAGCAGAUCUGUGGGCUUUUACUGGAACAAAAUAAGUACAGUUGUACAGUGAAACCUGCCUUUCUGCCUACCGUCUAGGUUCUGCACUCAAGUGUGGUCUGGCAACCAUCACAACUACACCAGAAAACAGCCUUUAUCUCACAAUMUUGCCCUCCUACAUUAAGCCUUUUGUUUCAAUGCCUUUUGGUUUGGUCACUGAUUGAAUCUCUUCCUUCUGGACUGCCAGAUAAAAUUCAGGGAGGAUCAAGUGAAAAAUUAUAUAAAAUCUCCUUUCUGAAAUGCUCAACAGAGUGAAAACCCUGAGCAUCAUUGUGGAGAAUCAACACAGUCUGCAUCUUCACCAUGGAGAACGGUCUCUAUGUUUAAGCAGAUGAACUACAGACAGGACAGCUGAUGACAGAGCUGUUCUGUUCACCCCUUCCUGUCUCAUCCCCCAAAUGACAGAAUGUCACUGUGCACAUUUUCAUGGGGUCUGCACAAGUUACAAGAAAGCCUCUGCAAUUUCUUAAAAGUUUUUACUUUUUAGUCGGAGCCGUUCUGGUAUCUUGACUGAACAUGGUUAUGGCUGCUAGCAAUAGGGAAUGUAUGUUACAAUAGUGGAGUUACCUGAGGGACACUGCAAAGAUUAGAUCAUUCCUGCCUAGAAAGAUAUUUAAGGGAAAAACAUGGGGGUUUAGUUUUGGGUCUGGGGUUUUUUWAUAUGUUUUCUUGGAUGGGUAAAAUGGGUGGUUACUGAAAAUGUCAGAACACAAUUGYUUUAACAGACAAUGUUGUUUGUUUUCCUGAAAAUCCUUGGAAGUCUGUCCAGCACAAUAUUGUUUUCAUGUUCUAUCUUGAACCUACAAUAUAAGUAACUUGUAUCUUUAUAAUAUUCUCAUUAACUGGGCCCCAAAAUCUGUUUGCAAAAAUUAACAAGUUUCUAUCAUUGAGAUUUUUUUAUCCCUACUUAGCUGGAAGUAACAGCAAGUCUGAAAACCUUUUUCUAAAUAAAAAUGCAGAAGACAUAAAUCACUCAUUUACACAUAUUUUCAGAGAAAACAGUAUUAAAAGUACCCAUUUUUAGUUGUUUCUAUGGCUUGUAUAAUAUUUUGUCUUGUAAUGUUAAAUGUAAAGUACGUAAUUUAUUAAAUCAUUUAUCUUUUGAAAGGUUACUACUGACUUUAAAAUACACAUUUGGAAAACUUCGGCAGUGUAAUUUAAAAUCAUGAAUUUAAAUGGAAGCUUUUUUAUAAAUUAAUUUCAUUUUACAUUUCGUAUAAAAAAAUUAAUACACUCUUGAUUUACUACUUUCACUGUGACUCCUAUAAAAAUUACUACAAUGUUAAAAUCCCAAAUAAAACAUGAAAUUAAUGUCACUGAGUCUGAAACUGGUAGUGGUAGAACUUAAACAAAUUGUAGUGAACUUAUAAAUGCGUUUUUUAUAUGCACCUGAAUUUCAAGCCUGCAUCACCCUAGUGACACAUACUUGCACAGGUACACCACUGUAAAUGUGUAAAGUCUCAGUCCUUCUAGGACUCCUUAMGCCUGUAAUAUUCCAUUGCAGACAGCCCUUCUGGGCCCAGGAUGCUCCUUGGAGCACACCAGUUAGUACUGAGCAUUUGCAACAUCUCUCAGUAAAUGGAAGAAUGCUGUUAACUUUUAUGAAGAAUUUUGAGAUCAGUUGGUUAAAAUUACUGAUAUUGAUGAUAACUUGUAUAGGUUGUGCACGGRGCUAAAUUUGUGACUGAUUCUCAGYGCUGUCACAGGCUGGCUGUGAUGAGUUGCAYGGCAACUCCUCUCUGCAAGUGUCACUCUUCUGUUUAAAGGCAGUCAAAGAAUUUAUGGGUGUUUUUUCUGCUUUUCACUGCAGCUCCUAAUGUACUGAAAUUUCUGAAAGUUUCUGAAAUUUCACCAUUUCGAAAUUAAGAAAAACCAAUCUGAAGCAGUGCUGAGAUGUUGCUGAGGAAAUGUGAGAGUGUGUUGUUAAAGAGGGAGAUUUUCUACUCUGAUCUGCAGGCUUAGUGUCUCAAUUUUUGUCUAUUGCCCCUCAGCUCAUGGRAAUAAGUAAUACAAAUUAGUGAACUAAGAGGGGAGAAAAUAAAAGUAAUAUGAUUUUCCAUCUCUGUUGAAUUGUUAAACUGUUCAGCCUCUAUCAUACUUGCGCCACAGAAUAUUCUGUGUUCCUGAAACUGAAAGAUAAACAUUUUGGAGGUUUGUGGAUUUACUUAAUUUCUUUAGCACUUCAUCACAGAUUUUUUUUUUUUUUAAUUCAGUCAAUGAAUGAAAGAGUAUGGACCUGACCCUAAUCUUCCUUAUGUAGUCAGUUGUACACAGAAGUUUCUCUUCCAGCUGUCAUAACU